ACUUUUUUUCAAUUCUUUUUUUUUUUUAUUUUUAUUUGCUUGUUUGUUUUUCUAUUUUAUUUGUGUGCGUUUUGUGUGUACCUGCCCUACUUUAUACAAAUCAAACCCAAAUCUUUUACCCUCUUUGUUACUUUUCUUCUUUUACAAAUUACUCAAGCCAUAAUUUAGAGUAAUCAAUGUUUGUAUAUAAACAUGCCUUCAAUAUCAUUAAAAAACCUUUUUCAACACCUAAAGCGGUUACAACAACUCAAAGACUUUUUGAUAUCAACAACAUUUACAGCAGAGGAAGCCGCAUUCAUUCACAGUAUUGCUUAUUUUUACACACAUAUUCCCCCGAAAGGUCUAUAGCAGCCACUUCUCGUGCACAUAGUCAGCAUCAUCUACAUAUCGCAUCCUUACCACAACAGCAGCAACAGCAACAGCAAUUAGAAGGCUGCUCAAAGCCAACAAGCAACAACCUGAAUGUGAUUGAUUUUUUCCAUCCAUCCUUAGCUUCAGAGACACUGUUUCACUACACCUUUAAUUUUGGUUGUUCCGGAUUUCCAAAACGUUGCAAAAUAAAACCAGAAAAGACAGAAAAGUCUGGUACAUCAAUAACAACACCAACAACUUCAUCAUCCAUAACAACAACAACAACAACACCAGCAGCAGCAGCAACAACAGGAACUAGUGUUGACUCAGCUGAAGAUGUCACUGACGAUCACAGAAUAUAUUCUAGUUUUCAAAUCGGAGACGAUGCAUACUUUAAACGGAAUGACGCUCUAGGAGUUGCAGAUGGGGUUGGUGGAUGGCGAACGCAUAAAGGUGCAAACCCUGCUUUGUAUUCUCGCAAACUAAUGCAUUAUGCUCAAAUAGAAUUGGACCGUAUUAAAACGAAUGUUCGACCACAACAAUUACAAGUUAAACCGGAUCCAGUCCAAGUAUUGGAAAGUGCUUAUCAUAUGACAACUUUGGAUGCACAAAAUGAGGGAAUCGUAGGCUCUACUACGGCUUGUAUUGUAAUAUUAUGUCAAGAUGAGCUUCGAAUAGCUAACUUGGGCGAUUGCGGUGUGUCAGUGAUUCGACAAAAUGAUUACAUAUUUCGAUCGGAAGAACAACAGCAUUCAUUCAAUUUUCCAUAUCAAUUAGGAACGGCUUCCUUCGAUUCGCCUUCGGAUGCCCAGCAGUUUACCGUGAAGAUAGAAGAAGGAGAUAUCAUCAUUGUGGGAUCAGAUGGUUUAUUCGAUAAUCUAUAUGAUGAAGAGAUAUUAGAAGAAGUGACAAGUUGUAUAGAGAAAUCAAUGAUGGUUGAACCACAACACAUAUCAGAUGCCCUCGCUCACAGAGCCAGAGUGGUUAGUGAAGACCCCGAAAAUCCGAGCUCGCCCUUUCAAUUAAGGGCGAUGCAUGAAGGUCUAUAUUAUCAGGGUGGCAAAGCAGAUGAUAUAAGCGUAUUAGUAGCUGUUGUGAAAAAAGACGAAAAACCUCCAGAAAGGUCCCCUCCGCCAUUGCCUUAAAUUGACCAACAUUCCUUAUUUUAUAUACCGCAUAUAUACACAUGUAUAUCCAUUAGAUGCAUUAAUCUAUAUAACUCAUUCUCACCCCAUGCUUAUACAUGCAUGCAUACAUACAUAUAUCUCAUCAUUUUUUUCAAUUGUACAAUUCAGCAACAUCUUUGACAUCAUAAAAAGUAGUAGUGAUUAUGGAAAGCUUUCAA
Messenger RNA from Mycotypha africana, 1696 nucleotides. Its product is annotated as phosphatase 2C-like domain-containing protein. The record is from RefSeq and is a predicted model, not a curated record. Bases 177 to 1496 code for a protein of 439 amino acids. NCBI's taxonomy places the organism in Eukaryota, Fungi, Mucoromycota, Mucoromycetes, Mucorales, Mycotyphaceae. The transcript has 4 exons.